AUGAGCGUGAUUUCAGCCUUUGCCACAACGCUUUCAGCCCUUGCAACAAUGGAAGGAGCGACGGACACGUAUACCAACCCGUCCUCCUCCACUCCUUCUUCUUCGCCAUAUUCCAGACCUAACAGCAUGACCUCUCCCUCCUCCACUUGCUCCUCCACCUGCUCUUUCCAAGCUCACCACACGCUUGUUUGUCACUGCGAGGAUAUGAGAAUUUCGGGGAGCUCUCAAUCUCGAAUCAUGCCCGACAACGUCGCCGAAGAUCUCUCCUUUGACCGCCUCACGAUUUCUGAUAACGAGGACCUCGAACGCCUCAGGAGUGCAGCCAACGGAAAGACCGCUAUAACUGCAACUCACCGCGAGCUCUACGAACGCGAGCUUCAAAUCAAAGAAAACAAGUCGACGGAUAACGCAGAGCAAGCCCAAUCUGCCGGACCCGGACACAAUCGAUCCCAAGCACAGAUUCUGGCCACCAAAGUCGAUGCCUCUCACGCUCGUAUGCCACAAAACGGGCCCGGUUACGUCCAACCACCAGCCCAAUUCAAGAAGUCUCCAGCCCAAAUGAUUGUUUGGCGCCACAGUUGCUGGCGCGGUGCACUUCCAGACACCGGCCUUGACGUCUCUCAUGAUCAAUCGCCACGCAACGAGCAACAUCCUGAUGCUAAAUUACUCCACAGAAUGUCAGAGUUCCACAUGAAGAUCUUGGAAGAGUGCAAGCUCCAGACGCUUUCUCUGAUAGGCCAAUACGAAGACCUCGACGAGCAGGUUGAGCCAGAUAUCGACAACAUGAACAUUGAUGAGCUGGAGGCCGCGUGGAUCGCAGCAAUGAAGCGCGACCUGUAA
Glarea lozoyensis ATCC 20868 is the source of this 840-nucleotide messenger RNA. RefSeq lists its product as uncharacterized. NCBI's taxonomy places the organism in Eukaryota, Fungi, Ascomycota, Leotiomycetes, Helotiales, Helotiaceae. The record is from RefSeq and is a predicted model, not a curated record. Bases 1 to 840 code for a protein of 279 amino acids. The transcript has a single exon.